Monopterus albus (swamp eel) is the source of this 1292-nucleotide messenger RNA. It is a transcript of the gene nfkbiab, whose product is annotated as nuclear factor of kappa light polypeptide gene enhancer in B-cells inhibitor, alpha b. NCBI's taxonomy places the organism in Eukaryota, Metazoa, Chordata, Actinopteri, Synbranchiformes, Synbranchidae. The record is from RefSeq and is a predicted model, not a curated record. The transcript is spliced from 6 exons. Bases 146 to 1090 code for a protein of 314 amino acids. Gene Ontology annotation, cellular component: cytosol. Gene Ontology annotation, biological process: cellular response to tumor necrosis factor; toll-like receptor 4 signaling pathway. Gene Ontology annotation, molecular function: NF-kappaB binding.
CCAGCGAUCUGUGUGCUGUGUUAUUCUAAGUGACCGUUUUCUGGAAAUCCCCCACCCAGUUGUUAGCUCCGCCCCUCUGAAGCUACACACAGGGCAUUUACAGACUGCUGCACAGCUCCGUGACAAAACAAGCGAACGAGCUGCUAUGGACCUGCACAGAACCAGUUUGUUGAACCAAAUGGAUUACAGUCGGGAGAAUAAAGAAGGGAAGCCGGCCCAGUCGACCGAGGAGCGGCUCGACAGCGGUCUGGACUCACUAAAGGAGGAAGAGUACCAGGCUGUGGCGGCCGAGAUCUGUCGGCUGCAGAUGGACUGUGAGCCGCAGCAGCCUCCAGCGGGAACAGCAGAGCUGCACGACUGGAAGACACAGACUACAGAGGACGGAGACACACUGCUCCACCUGGCCAUCAUCCACGAGGCCAAAGACUACAUCAGAACGAUGAUUGACCUGUCCAAGAACACAGACUUCCUCAACACACAGAAUGACCUGAGACAAACCCCCCUCCACUUGGCCGUAAUAACGAACCAGGCAGGCGUGUGUCAGCACCUCCUGGCAUCCAGCUGUGACCCUACCCUGGUGGACAACAGAGGGGACACGCCUCUUCACAUCGCCUGUCGCCAUGGUGACCUGCUGUGCUUCAGUGUCAUCACGCAGAACUGUCAGACAGAGCAUCUACGCACAAUGAUGGCUGCCUGUAACUAUCAUGGUCAGAACUGCCUCCACCUGGCCUCUGUCCAUGGCUUCCUCUCACUGGUGGAGAGCAUGGUGGAACUAGGAGCUGACAUUAAUGCAAAGGAGCAGCGUAAUGGUCGCAGUGCACUGCAUCUGGCUGUGGACCAGCAGAACCUCUUGCUGGUCAAACUGCUGCUGAAGAAAGGAGCAGACCCAAACCUCUUGAGCUCUGGAGGCCACACCCCCUACCACCUCACCUAUGGUUGCAGCAGUGCUGACAUCAGGCAGGAACUGUACUCGAGGACUGAUCCUAACCUGAGGGAGCUGCCUGACAGUGAAUCAGAUGACAGCGAGGAAGAGGAGGAUGAGUCUGAUGACAAGGUGGAUUAUGAUGAUUUUGAGUGGAACGGACAUUAGUGGGAAACAAGACAGAGCGAGGAAGUUAUAGAGGCAGGAGGUUGUGAUGGUGACAGCAAAGGCCAGGAGAAAUGGCUUGGGAUGGUCUACUGCUUCCUGGAAUGACGUCACGUGAGCCUGAGUGUGGGUGACACAGCACGGAUGCGACCGCUGACAGAGAUGGACAGGUAGCUGCAAAGGCAAAACAAAACGAGACUGAUGG